AUGGAUAAUGACAGUGAUGAAGAGUCACCUGAAAUAAAGCAAACAUUAUUGGAAGAAGAAAUACAAAAAGGAAUAAUCGAUGAAAAAUCUAAUAAUAAAGUAUCAAAAUUAGCCUCUGACGCCCCAAGGAUUAAAAAUAGAGCUAGGAAAUCCAUACCCCGUGAAUGUUUAGACAAAGAAGACUGGAUUAAUUUAUUAGCAACUCCACGUCGCAUCCGUACUCCACCACAAACUAAAAGUGAUAAAAACAAACGGGUGACAUUAAUACGCGAUAAAUUAUCAGAACCUCCUCGUCAUCGUAUUGUCUCAACUUUACGAGAUCGUAAAAAUAUUUUGCCAGCACCGCUGAUAGAUCGCUUAAUUAAUAUAUUGGAAUUUGAGGACUCUCUAAGCCCAGAACAAGCGGAAGAGUUGUUCUUCGACACAAAAAAGAAGAAAAAAACGAAAUUAAAAACAAUUAUAUGCCGUGGUAAAGCGAUAAAAGCAUCACCAGAAACUGAUGAAUUUAAUAGAGAUGCAGUGCUGUGUCAAUAUAAAUUAGCGGAAGCAUUAGUACGCAGCAUUCUCACUUGGGAAUGUCCAUUACCCCGUGAAGAAUUCAAAGAUAUAGCGGAAGUAAUAUUGAACCGGUUAACUGGCGUUAUUAUUAACGGGUCACACUCGGCCUUGGACGAGGACGAAAAAGUGUAUCAGCAAAUGCGUAUUAUCUCUGACAUAGUGGCUUGCUGGGUCGCUGGCAUUCUCAUUGAAGUCGCUCAGAAUAAUGAACAGCUGCUGAGAGAAGAGUGCGAAGAAAGGAAAAAGGCCACUGAAGAUGAUGUGUACGAUGACGACAGCGAUGAUGUUAUUGAUGAAUAUUCAACUGACUCUAAUCUGCUCUAA
Cotesia congregata is the source of this 882-nucleotide messenger RNA. The record is from the annotation of a GenBank genome assembly. NCBI's taxonomy places the organism in Eukaryota, Metazoa, Arthropoda, Insecta, Hymenoptera, Braconidae.